UUGAUCCGUCCACUGAAAACGCAAUUCAGAGGGUAACUCCUGUUGGGCGGGCCUGCCUGCCUUAUCAUCAACUGUCCGUGAACCCUGUGUCUGACAUUCCCGACUUUCAACUUCUUCUUCGGAAUUUCAUCGAGCACUAGGUCUGCAUUUCCCAACCUGAAUCAACAAUGCUAACAACUAUUCUCUCCUCCACCACCACCACCACCACCACAUUUCCAGUCACCUAUUCAUUUACGCAAUUACCUUCUUCAUCUUAUUCUUCUUCUUCUUCCUCCAAUUCCACUUCUUCUUCAUUAACCCUAACCAGGACCAGAACAAGAAACCCUAUCCUUCUGCGAGUGCGAGCAUCAUCAUCUAUGAUUGAAAAGGAGAGACCGGAGAGCCAACGGCCUCUCACAUUCCUCCGUGAAUCGGACGAUGAACUUUCUUCCAUCUCAGAUUCGAAUUCAACUCCUUCUUCUUCUGUGAGAGCUCGGUUUGAGAAGAUGAUAAGGGAGGCGCAGGACAGCGUUUGCUUGGCCAUUGAAGCGGUGGAUGGAGGUGGAAAGUUCAAAGAGGACGUCUGGUCGAGGCCUGGCGGCGGCGGCGGAAUCAGUAGGGUUUUGCAGGAUGGGGACAUCUGGGAGAAGGCCGGUGUGAAUGUGUCUGUUGUGUAUGGAGUUAUGCCUCCCGAAGCUUAUAGAGCCGCCAAGCCUGCUAAUUCCUCUGAUGUGAAGCCUGGUCCUGUUCCCUUUUUCGCUGCUGGGAUCAGCUCGGUUUUACAUCCAAAGAACCCUUUUGCCCCGACAUUGCAUUUUAAUUAUCGGUAUUUUGAGACUGAUGCUCCAAGCGAUGCUCCUGGAGCACCAAGACAAUGGUGGUUUGGUGGUGGUACUGAUUUGACACCUGCGUACAUCUUUGAGGAGGAUGUCAAGCACUUUCAUUCGGUUCAAAAAAGCUCUUGUGACAAAUUUGACCCAAGCUUCUAUCCUCGGUUCAAGAAAUGGUGUGAUGAUUACUUCUACAUCAAGCACCGGGGUGAGAGACGAGGGCUUGGGGGAAUAUUUUUUGAUGAUCUUAAUGACUAUGAUCAGGAAAUGCUGCUUUCCUUUGCCACUGAAUGUGCAAACUCUGUGGUUCCUGCAUACAUACCCAUAAUAGAGAGGAGAAAAGAUACGCCUUUCACAGAUCAGCACAAGGCAUGGCAGCAAUUACGGAGGGGGCGCUAUGUAGAAUUCAACUUGGUUUAUGAUCGGGGAACAACAUUUGGUCUCAAGACAGGAGGUAGAAUUGAGAGUAUUCUUGUUUCUCUUCCACUAUCUGCACGGUGGGAAUAUGACCAUAAACCAGAAGAGGGGAGUGAAGAGUGGAAACUACUGGAUGCUUGCAUCAAUCCCAAGGAAUGGGUGUAGUGACUUUCAGAAGAAUUCUCUUGUAUUAUUUAUCUCCCAAAAAGAUAUCAGAAGAAUUCCCUUGUAUCAUGUUGAGUUUUUUGUUCUUGUUUUUUUCACAUUCCCCUCCCCCUCCCUUUUAUGCAGUCUUGAUAUAAUUACUACUUGGUAAGUUGCAUCUUGGUCAGUAAUCCACAUAUUUAGAAGAGGUGAUAAGAGGCAGAUUCCUUGGUAAGUCAUAUGGAUUCCUUUGAUUGUCUUCUUAACAAGGCUAAUAUGAAACUCCGGAAUAAAUACAUUGUUGUGACCACUCUAUGGUUAUUGACUUUUUGCAGGUUAGCAAACUUAUAAUUACUGGUUUGUAAAUUUCCCUUC
Camellia sinensis is the source of this 1745-nucleotide messenger RNA. RefSeq names its product coproporphyrinogen-III oxidase 1, chloroplastic. Gene Ontology annotation, molecular function: coproporphyrinogen oxidase activity. Gene Ontology annotation, cellular component: cytoplasm; chloroplast stroma. NCBI's taxonomy places the organism in Eukaryota, Viridiplantae, Streptophyta, Magnoliopsida, Ericales, Theaceae. The record is from RefSeq and is a predicted model, not a curated record.